Pieris macdunnoughi is the source of this 1023-nucleotide messenger RNA. Lineage: Eukaryota; Metazoa; Arthropoda; Insecta; Lepidoptera; Pieridae. The record is from the annotation of a GenBank genome assembly.
AUGGCUAAAUGGGGAGAAGGAGAUCCUCGCUGGAUCGUGGAGGAGCGGCCUGACGCCACUAACGUGAACAAUUGGCAUUGGACAGAAAAGAAUGCAGGUCCAUGGUCCAAGGACCGGCUAAAAGAGUUAUUAAAUAACUUAAAAAUUGCUCAGAAUGGUAUAGAUUGUAACAUAACAGAGGUAGAAAAAUUAGAUGGUGAAGCUUCCGCCAACAACAGGAAAGGAAAGUUAAUAUUUUUUUAUGAGUGGGACAUCAAAUUGAAGUGGGAAGGUUUGUUGGCUGGUUCUGCAGAUAAGAUUAAAGGUGAAAUCCAUAUACCGAAUUUAUCUGAAGAAAAUGAUGUCAGUGAAGUUGAUAUGACUGUGACAAUAAAAAGUAGUGGUGAUGAAGCCCAGCGGGUGAAAGCAUUUAUGCAUAGCAUCGGGAAAGAUAUUAUACGCAAUCAACUGACGGAGUACAUCCGAAGCCUUAAGGAAGAGUUCUCAAAAGGCCUAAUUCUCCCAAAAAAAGGUGAAACUCAAGUAAAACCAGAUAAUGUGUCUACUAUUACUAGUGGAUUUAACAAAAAAGUUAACAUGGAACCAAUAGUCUCAGCUCCAAAACAAGUUGGCUGUAAACUUGAUACAAAGAAUAUUGAGAUAACAGAGACAUUCCAAUGUCGUGCCCAAGAGUUUUACGAUGCCCUGACUAGAAUAGAGAUGGUUACAGCUUUCACACAGGGACAUGUUAAGUUGGAGGCAGAGAAAGGUGGUAAAUUUACCCUAUUUGGUGGAAAUAUAUCUGGUGAAUUUAGGGAGUUGGUGCCCGGAAAGAAAAUUGUGCAAUAUUGGAGAUAUAAACAAUGGCCAAAAGAACAUUUCUCUGAGGUUACAUUUAAUAUUGAGGAGAAGGAUGACAAUACCCUAGUUACACUAAAACAGGACCUGGUUCCGGCGUCAGAAGUAGAACAGACCCGAGAAAACUGGAAACGCUAUUACUUUGAUAGUAUCAAGAGAGCAUUUGGCUUUGGAGCCUUCCUGUGA